AUGGCCGAUGGCGUCAAGGAUGCCGUCGCCUCCACACCCCACCUUCGCCAGAUCCUGGCCAUUCGACAAGAGAAGCCUGCAGGAGGGCAGAACUGCACGACAAACGCGACGUGCCACCAUGGGACGUGGAUGGGAGAAACAUGCCAGCAUGAGCAAAAGUCGCUCAAGACGGCCUUCCUCCUCAGCUUCCUCUUGGGCAACAUUGGCGCCGAUCGUCUGUACUUGGGCUAUGUGGGCAGCGGGGUGGCCAAGCUCCUGAUCAACCUCUUCUUUUACAUGUGCCGCACCCUCAACGGAGGGCGCCAAGCUGACCUCGCCUAUGGCGCCACCGUGGGCACCCUCCUGGUCUCGGCCGCUACCGUUUGGCUCUGGUGGCUCGUCGACUGGAUCAUGAUCGUCACCGACGCCCUGCCGGACGACUCUGGCUACCCGCUCUUCGACAACUUGUAA
Molecule: messenger RNA, 450 nt
Organism: Acanthamoeba castellanii str. Neff
Lineage: Eukaryota; Discosea; Longamoebia; Acanthamoebidae
Product: TM2 domain containing protein
Exons: 6
Coding region: 1-450 (149 amino acids)
Source: RefSeq, a predicted model, not a curated record